Sorex araneus (European shrew) is the source of this 5501-nucleotide messenger RNA. It is a transcript of the gene AK9, whose product is annotated as adenylate kinase 9. Gene Ontology annotation, biological process: nucleobase-containing compound metabolic process. Gene Ontology annotation, cellular component: cytoplasm; mitochondrion. The record is from RefSeq and is a predicted model, not a curated record. NCBI's taxonomy places the organism in Eukaryota, Metazoa, Chordata, Mammalia, Eulipotyphla, Soricidae. The transcript is spliced from 38 exons. Gene Ontology annotation, molecular function: ATP binding; AMP kinase activity. Bases 60 to 5501 code for a protein of 1813 amino acids.
GGAAGCUGCUGCAGGCUCUGCGGAGUCCACUGGGGUAGAAGCUGUCAGCACUCUGUAUCAUGACUGUUAACAAGAUGAAAGAAGAGCAGCAUCCUUUUCUAGAUACAUUUGAUGAAGAUGAGACUGAGAAAAAUUUUAUGUUGUCCAAGCCUGUUUGUUUUGUUGUAUUUGGGAAGCCAGGGGUUGGGAAGACAACUUUGGCCAAUUAUAUUACACAGACAUGGAAAUGUAUUCCUGUAGAAGCUUUACCAGUUUUGGAAGAAUUGAUUGCCUCUGACACCCCAUCAGGAAACAUGUUGCAAGCCAUGCUACACAAAGGACACAGCAUCCCAGAUGAAGUCAUCAUAAAGCUCCUCUUGGAGAAGCUCAACUCCCAGCAAGUGUCACACUUUGGUUAUAUUAUUACUGAAAUACCAUCACUUUCAGAAGAUACCUUGACUAUUCGACAGCAGAUAGAAUUCAUUAAAAAUUUAUAUUUGAAACCUGAUAUCAUAAUUAAUAUUAAGUGUCCGGACCAUGAUUUAUGUAACAGAACUUCUGGACAAAGGCAGCACAGUAUGACAGGGCACCUCUACAUAAGGGACCAGUGGGAUCUUGAUGCCAUUGGGAAGCGUAAGAAGAAGAGGAAAGGAACCCCGAAAGAACAAAAAGCAGAAGAGGAAGGGGAAGAGGAAGAAGAGCAAGAAGAAGAGGAGGCACUUCUUGCUGGAAUUCAGUUGGUGGCUGGAAUUAUUCAACAUCUAGUUCAGAGACCUGAAGAUUAUAUGGAAAAUAUUCAGCAAGCUAUUAAGAUUUAUAAGGAUACAACUCUUCCUUCUCUAGAGGAAAUGAUGGCUGAACAUAAUUCCCAGUAUCUUAUAGAACUAGAUGGAAAUAGGUCCCCAGAGGAGCUCUUCAUGGUAAUUAUGGAUCGACUUAAGUAUCUGAACCUAAGAAGAGCAGGUGUUAUAGCCAAACUUCAGAGUUCAGAGGAGGAAAUGAAUUACACAUUGGAUACUGAAGAAAUGCUCCGUUCUCUUUCAUCUUAUAAACUUAUAGCACCAAGAUAUCGAUGGCAGAGAAGCAAAUGGGCACGUACAUGCCCAGUGUCUUUGAAAGAAGGCAACAUUCAGACCGGAUUGCCAGACUAUUCUGUGAGUUUCCUAGGUAAAAUGUACUGUCUUUCAUCAGAAGAAACACUAAAAACAUUUUUGUUGAACCCACGCCCCUAUCUUCUUCCACCGAUGCCAAAACCACCACUUAAAAUUUUUAUAUUUGGACCUCACUGUUCAGGGAGAACAACACUUAGCCAUUUCCUGGCAGAACAUUACAACAGAUGGGUAAUUGACUACAACCAACUUGUUAUACCACGUUUUGAAAAAGCCAGGGAACUGCUAAUAAAAAAUACGAUCAGUGAAACCACAGAAAGAGCUAUUGCUCAUGUGAAAGAGCAGCUUAUAGCGCGACUACAUGCUGACAGUAAAGAAUCAAUGCUAGGCUUAAUAGAAGACGUAACUGCAGAUCAUCCAGACGUUGUCUCUAUGAUAGCAGAGUCUAUACAAAUGGCACACAAUAUAAAUUUUGAACAACCAAAUGAAAAGUAUGCUGACAUAUUAGCGGAAAUCCUCAAAGAAGUAGAAGAAGAAAACAUGAUCAGGUAUCCUGAUGCUACAAAAUAUGGAGGCUGGAUUCUGGACAAUUGUCCAGUUCUGAAAGAACUGUGGAUUUCCUUCAUCGAUAAAGGAAUUAUACCUGAUUUGGUCAUUGUUUUAUCAAAUAUGGAAAACAAUGGACAAUGUUUAUUAAAUAGACUAUAUUUUCAGAAUAAGUAUGAAAUUGACUUCAAUAUUCUAGAAAGAUUAACACAAGAAAUGCUACUGAAGAAAAAAGAAGAAGAGGAAGCAAAAAAAGUUGAAGAGGCACUUAGGAUACAAGAAAAUAAAAAAGAUUCAGAAUUAAUGAAGAAAUCAAAAGGCAAAAAUCUUGGUAUGAUUAACGACCUAGACGAAGCUGAAGCUGAGGUGGAAGCAGAUGCUGAAAAUGAGUUUGAAGCAAAAUUAUCCAAAAGCCUUGUGACAGCUGAGGAGGCUAAGGGGAUACCAGAAGAGUCUGAACUGACUGAGAAUGCUGAAAUAACCAAUGAAUCAGCUGAAGCAGAAAUUCCGAAAGGUUCUAAGGAGGACCUGGAAACUGAAGAUCAAAAUAUUACAGUUUCACUCCCUGAGUUUCCAGCAGAUGCUUAUCCUGAUGUACCUGAAAUGGAGCCACUUAAAGAGAAAGUUAAAUAUUUCAUCAAUUACUGGAAGUUUAUGGAACCUGUGAUAUUAGAGCAUUCUCAGCUUCUAAACCUGGAAAUCGCUGGCAAAACUCCAGAGGAACUAUUGCAAAAAGUUGUUGAUACAAUAGAAAGACCUUUUCAAUAUUCUGGGUGGGAAUUAAGUAUGGAAGAUUUUGAAGAAGAAGCAGAAGACUAUCAGGCUGAAGCGGAAGCUGAAGAGGAUGAAGGAGAAGAGGAGGAGGAAGAGGAAGAGAGUGAAGAAAAAGCUAAAGAGAAAAGAAGACAUUUGGGAGAUUCAAAGCAUUUUUGUCCAGUGGCUCUCAAAGAAUAUUUCAUUCUACAGCCAGGCAACACAGAGGAUGCAGUUAAAUAUCGAGAGAAGAUCUACUACAUGUCAAGUGUUGAAGCAAAAGAAAAGUUUUUGGAACAUCCUGAGGAGUAUGUGGCUCACAAAGAACCAUUAAAGGCUCCUCCUUUAAGAAUAUGUUUGUUGGGCCCUCAUGGCUCAGGCAAAACUGUCUGUGGAAGAAAAUUAGCAGAAAAAUUUGGCAUUUUUCACAUUCAGUUUGAAGAAUUUCUCCAAGAAAAACUAAUGCUCAAAACUGAAAAAAGAGCUGGGCCCGAAUUUGAGGAAGAGUCUGAUGAUGAACAAGCUUUUAGACAAGAAUUCGAAGAGCUUGCAGCUCAAGCUCAUGUUACAAUUAAGAGAAGCAACACAAAGAAGCCAAAGCCUGUAGAUGUACAGCUUACUGAAGAAGAAGAAGCAAUCAAGGCAAAUAUAAUGGAAAAUGAUCCAUUGCCUCCUGAGAUUCUUGAAAAAUUCCUCUCUGAGUGGUGGUUUCAGGAACCAAUACGUUCCACAGGUUUUAUCUUAGACGGCUUUCCACGAAAUAUUGAGGAGGCCCAGAUUCUGGGGGAACAUGGUUUUUUCCCAGAUGCUGCUGUUAUUUUGCAAGUUGAGGAUCAAGAUAUUUCUGAUCGCCUUCUUCCUGAGCUAAUUAAUAAAUGGAAACUUAAACAGAAAAAGAAAUUAGAAAGGAAAAAUCUCAUCAAAGAAAUGAAGACAAAAAUCAGGAAUGAUAUGAUUUCUAAAAGAAGGGCAGAACUUUUAGCAGAGAAAGAAAAGAAAAGGAGAGAGGAACUUGGUAGAGACGAUGAUGAAACAACUGAGGAAGAGCCAGACGAUGAUGAUGAUAUUGAAAAUAUCCUGGAAGAUGAGUUUCCAAAAGAUGAUGACGAUUUAAAUGAAGAAGAAGAAGAACAGGAAGCUGAUGCAAUUGAUCGUCUGAGAACUGAAAUAGGAGAAAAGUUUGAGAUAGAUAUGGGUAAUAUGCAAAUGAUACAGGAAGAAUUUGAGAAGCUUCUGGUACCAGUAAUUGCCAUUAAUGGAGCCCGGAAAAUCCACAUUGUUGAAUAUAUCUUAAAUACAAAACUGAAGCCACUGGUAGAAAAUCGGGCAAGCAUUUUUGAGAAAUGUUAUCCAAUAUCACCAGCCCUUGCUCAGAAAAUGAUCAAUUUUACCUACAAGCAUGUCAGUUCUUUUGGCUAUUGGGACCCUGUGAAGCUCAGUGAAGGAGACACAAUCAAGCCUGUUGAAAGAUUAGAGAAUCCACUGUAUCCUGUAAUCCAUCGUCAGUAUAUUUAUUUUUUGUCUAACAAGAAAAAUAAAGAAAAAUUUAUGAAGAACCCAAUCAAAUAUAUCCGCCAACCUGAGCCUAAGCCUACUAUGCCCAUUAGGAUCGCAAUUGUGGGGCCUCCAAAAUCCGGGAAAACUACAGUUGCCCAAGCUUUUGCAAAGGAGUACGGCUUAAAGAGUUUGUCCAUGGGAGAUGCUCUGCGGUACAUAAUAAACAACCAAUCCGAAACGGAGCUGGCGCAGGUGAUAAAGUGGCAUCUUUAUAAAGGAGAGACAGUACCAGACGAGUUAGCGAUUCAAGCCCUAGAAAUAUGUCUGAUGGAAAGUAUCUGCAACACUGCAGGUGUUGUUAUUGAUGGGUACCCUGUCACUAAACAUCAAGUGAAUAUCUUGGAAGCCAGAUCAAUCAUCCCCAUGGUCAUUUUUGAGCUGGAUGUGCCCCUUAAAGAAAUUUUUAAAAGAUUGGUGCUGCUGAAAAAAAAGGAGCCAAGUAAUCUACCCUACCCACUACACAACAGUGCACACAUCACAGCUGUCAAGGACACAAAGUAUCACAAAAAUAUUCCUGAUAUUAAGCAAUUUUAUGAACAACAACAUCAGAACUGGCGUGUAAUUGAUGGAUUUCACAGUAAGUGGUGGGUAUGGAAUGAAGUCAUGAAAGCUACUCAAACGGUGAAUAAACAUAUACAGACAUACCUGGGAAGAAUAAAGGCAGGAAAGGCUGCCCUCAUUGACAAGUUAUGCAUCUCACCUCAAGAAUUAAUUUCUCGCCUGGGUGAAUUUGAACAGUUCUGCCCUGUCAGUUUGGCUGAUUUGGGUGAAUUAGUUGAUUGCUCUCUAACUGACUCACUGGAAUUUGCCGCAGAGUUCAGAGGGCACUAUUAUAAAAUGAGUUCUAGAGAAAACCUGAAUAAAUUUUUGGAGAACCCAGAACUUUAUGUGCCUCCAUUAGCCCCUCAUCCUCUCCCACCUGCCGACAUGAUCCCCAAGCAGCUGACGUUGUCAGAGCUGAAGAAGAGAUUUCCAAAAUGUGCAGAACUGCAGGGCUACUGUCCAGUGACCUACAAGGAUGGAGAGCAAAGAUAUGAAGCUCUGGUACCUGGUAAUGUUAACUAUGCUGUAGAGUAUCGUGAUCGUAUAUAUAUUUGUGAGACUAAGGAGAAACUCCAGAAAUUUUUGAGGCUGCCAGAGAAAUACUGGGAUCAGACGCUUCCUAACAAACUUCCCCCUUUAAAGGAACCAAUAUCACUGACUAGUCUACCUUUGCCUGGAUAUUUGGAACAGGGUGCUGCCUCUUCUCUAAUUAAAGCAUUGAAUGCAGCAGGAUGCUUAAAGCCCAAAUACCCCUUCUUAAGUGUAAAAAGAUCUGUGCUACUAUAUAUAGCACUUCAUCUAAAAGCCUUUAAUCCCAAAGGUUCUGAAUAUUCAAGAAAAAUAUAUAAAAAGAAGAUGGAGCAGUUUGUGGAAAGAUGUGAACUCAUCACAUACCUGAAUUCCAAGAUGACUAAAAAUUACAAGGAGCCUGAAUUUAGACCCAUUGACUUUGAUUUUAAGUUAGAGACCUUUAUGUCUCUUAGAAAUAGAGACCCUAUUAAUGAUACAGCCUGA